AUCCAUCAGGAUUGGCAAGGAUCCUAGAGGGGAGAGAUGGUACUGACAGCAGGAGUUCCCCCACUGCUGGUUUUCUUUAUUUUAGCAACCAGAAACAGUAAGCCUGACUUAGCAUGUACAGUCCAGGAGCUAAUACAAUUGUGUGAUUCUGAAGUUUGAGAUACUUUAUAUAUCUUGUUACUGUCAUGUUAUCUUUUCUUUCUUUCCGGUGAGAUCCUUGUAUUCUGUACGCUUUCACUUCUCCUUUUUAACCCCCGUCCUAUGCCUAGAACAGACCAGUAGGGAGGGAGCUGCUGUGAUUUUUUUUUUGUUGGUGGUGAUGGUGGUGGUUGUUUUUGCUUUGUUUUUCUCAAAGCACGUUGCAUCCUAUUUGCUAUUAUUUAAGAGCACACUUUUUUCAAAUGCGCUAGCUAUAGCUGUCUUGUCUUUAGGCUUCCGGCUGGAUCGGAUCAUGAAAUAAAUGCCCAUGUACUUAAGGCAUUAAGCUGCCUAGUGCUGCAUGCAGUUGGCUGAGGUGUCUCAGCUUUACAGCUAGCAUUUCUUAAGAACACUAGAAGAUUUAGAUGUACUUGAACAGGAGGGUUCAUAAGGACCCCUGAGCAAUUCUUUCUUUCGUGUGUCCAUUGACAGACAUGAGCAGUUUUGAGUUGAUAGCAACGCUGUGCAGCUCCUGGAGCUACAAAAUAACCCAAGAAAAUGGCACGCACCUCAGUGCUAGAGGGGUGCCCAGCUGACAGCCCAACGCAGGCUGCCUGGGGCCUUGCAGUAUAGUAUAUCGGGGAUGAGAGCAGUGCUGGGAAAACUGAGCUCGGCCCAAGGUGGAGUAGCCUGGCUUUUCCAGGCUUUGCUGAGGAUGCUUCUGCGCGGCGAGGCUCCAGCCCGGCCGGCCCGGCUCGCCCUGAGGCCGCGCGCCCCCCAGGGGCCGCAGGAAAUGGCGGCCGCCGCCUCAGCUCAGCGCCGCCCAGGGGCGGGGCCCGGCCCUGUUGGCGCCAAGCGGGGACAGCGACUCCCGCCCGGCCGCUCCGCUCCCCUCCGCUCCGGUCAUGGCCGCCGCCGUGCCCGGCUACUCGCCGGGCUUCAAGAAGCCGCCGGCCACGCUGCGGCUGAAGCGCAAGCGGCCGCGGAGUAGCGAGUCCGCCGCCCUCCAGCACUGCGGCGCGGCCCCGAGGGCCCCCUCCGCACCCGCACGCCGCAACCCCUUUUCCAGCCUGGACAACGCGCCGCGGCAGCCGGGCCGGCGGCAGCAGGGACAGCCGUCACCGCCGGCGGGGGGGCCCGCCUCGGCCGCGCCCUUCUGGCAGUUUUUAGAGUCUGCUGGAGAAGAUAAGCCCGCCCGGAGCGCGGGGCUCUCGGAGGGAACCGAUGUUCUGGCGCUGCCCGAGGACCUUCAUUUACCCAUUCCUACACCCGAUGUUCCCCCCUCACCGAGACACGAGUUUCCUGCAGACUGGAGCAUCAAAACACGACUUUUGUUUAUGUCUUCUCAACCUUUCACCUGGGCAGAGCAUUUAAAAGCACAGGAGGAAGCUCAGGGAUUUGCUCAGCAUUGCAGAGCAGCGGAGAUGAACUUGCCACAGAGUGUAGAGGAACCAAAACUGUCCACAGAACUGCGUUGUGCCUUUCAGCAGAGCCUUGUGUACUGGCUUCACCCAUCGCUGCCGUGGCUGCAGCUGUUCCCUCGUAUUGGAGCAGAUAGAAAGAUAGCAGGAAAGGCCUGUCCAUGGGCACAGGAUGAGGCCUUGCAGCAAGCACUGAUGAGCGACUGGUCUGUCAGCUUUACUUCUCUGUACAAUCUGCUCAAAGCCAAGCUGUGCCCCUACUUCUAUGUGUGCACUUACCAGUUCACUGUCCUGUUUCGUGCAGCUGGUCUGGCGGGAAGUGAUGUUAUCACGGCGGUGAUUUCUCCCACCACCAGAGGUUUAAGGGAAGCCAUGAGAAAUGAAGGCAUAGAGUUUUCUCUACCUUUGGUAGAAGAAAGUAGAAGCAGAAAACAGAAAAGCUCUGAAGGGAAUUUGGAAACAGAAGUUGCUCACGGCCCCAAAGUGGGCAGAAGCCCUGAGGAUGGCGAGGAAGCUGCUCCAAGUGAUGAUGAUGAUGAUGAUGGUUUCUCUUGGCUUGAGGAGAUGGGAGUCCAAGACAAGGUUAAAAAACCAGAUGCUAUUUCUAUUAAGCUUCGUAAAGAGAAGCAUGAAGUGCAGGUGGAUCACAGGCCUGAAUCCGUCGCAGUGGUGAAAGGAACAAACACAUUCACUUUAUUGAACUUCCUGAUAAACUGUAAGAGCCUGGUGGCUGUGGCAGGUCCGCAGGCAGGGCUUCCUCCCACUUUGUUGUCCCCCGUUGCUUUCCGAGGUGGAACGAUGCAAACGCUCAAAGCUCGUAGUAUGAAUGCAAAAGCCAGGGUCCGUCUGGCAUACGAAGAUAUCUUCAGUUUGGAGAUCAUAGGCCCUGUCCUGCCCCAUUCUCUCCACUCGCUGAGCGUGCUGCUGCAGUGUGCACAGCGGGGAGCGUUUUCUGCAGUGCUGUAUACACACGAGCCAACAGCCGUGUUUAACACCGAUCUUGGUAAUGCGAGUACCGCCUUAAAGAAGGAAACCGUAAGCGAAGACCUGCUGAAGUGCGGGCUGCAUUCUAAAACUUUGGAUCAACUGAGUCAGGUGCCAACGCUGGGAAAAUCUUCCCUCCGGUUUCUGGAAAUGAAGGAUUACGCGUAUGCCUGGAAGUGCUAGGUUCGUGCCGUUUCCAGUCGCUGGAGCAGGCAGCUCUCCGGUAAGCAGUCACUGUACUUGGUUCAGCCCCGCAGGGCAGCACCUGUGCUAUACCAGGAGGGACGGAACCUAGGCGAACAGCACAGGCAACUCUUGCACAUGACCGCAAUAAAACACUUCAAAGGACUUGCAGAGGAAAUUAAGGCCUUGGCCAUCUCCUUUUGUAUUUUAGAAAGCAUUUUUUUAAAUAAAACUUCAUAAAACCA
Numida meleagris (helmeted guineafowl) is the source of this 2971-nucleotide messenger RNA. It is a transcript of the gene DONSON, whose product is annotated as downstream neighbor of SON. Bases 1044 to 2726 code for a protein of 560 amino acids. The record is from RefSeq and is a predicted model, not a curated record. Gene Ontology annotation, biological process: nuclear DNA replication. Lineage: Eukaryota; Metazoa; Chordata; Aves; Galliformes; Numididae. The transcript is spliced from 10 exons. Gene Ontology annotation, cellular component: nucleus.